Messenger RNA from Bactrocera dorsalis (oriental fruit fly), 2681 nucleotides. It is a transcript of the gene Abd-B, whose product is annotated as homeobox protein abdominal-B. NCBI's taxonomy places the organism in Eukaryota, Metazoa, Arthropoda, Insecta, Diptera, Tephritidae. The annotation marks the transcript as partial. The transcript has 5 exons. Gene Ontology annotation, molecular function: DNA-binding transcription factor activity, RNA polymerase II-specific; RNA polymerase II cis-regulatory region sequence-specific DNA binding. The record is from RefSeq and is a predicted model, not a curated record. Gene Ontology annotation, cellular component: nucleus. Gene Ontology annotation, biological process: regulation of transcription by RNA polymerase II.
CGUUACUGCUUUAUUCGAAUCGCGCUCAAAAUAACCGUAAAUAUUCCACCACUCCCCCAAACCCCAACCAUCCCGCUGGCGUGUGCUCUCUACGACCCCCACGAUGUCUCGGCAGUCGGGUCGCACGCCGCUGCCGGGACUUGGUGGGGGCCACAUCAUCACGCUCCACAUCCAACCGCUACUGCUUCGUCCACCGUCUCCGCUGUUUCGGUUAUCAAUCAACAACCCGCCACAAAUAUUAUCAAUCAAUUGCACCACCACCCGCAUCACCACCAUCAUCCGCAUCUGCAACAUCACCAUCAUCAUCUUCAACACACUGUGCCGACUGUGUCGGCGAAUUCAACCUCACUCAUACCGACGGCGGCUGUGCUUCCACAACAACAACAACAACAACAAACAACACCAACGUCACAUUCCACGCCUACUAAUGCGGUUAUGUAUGAAGAUCCCCCUCCAGUGCCAAUUGCUUCCGUGCAACAGCAACAACAACAACAACAACAACAUCUCCUGCCCACUCAACAGCAGCAACAGCAGCUCGCAGCUACACCAGUUGGUGGUGCCCACAGUCCUUCCCAAACACCUUCAGGUGCCCAACCGCAAGUACAGCAACACCUCGCCUCUCCACACCCCCAACAGCAACAACAACAGCAGCAAACGAAUAGUGUGCCUCCUGGUGCGUCUGCGAACCUCCAGCAACAACAACAAAAUUCAGCAGUGGCGUCCGGCCAAACGCAGAUUGUUGCGCCGUCAACGGCGAGUGUUUCCCCCUCCAGUGUUAGUUCCCAACCCCCAGACAUGUCAUUGUUAGCACCUCUGCACAUACCCGCGAUCCGACCUGGUUUUGAAGCUGACGCGACGGCAGCAGUUAAAAGGCAUCCUCAUCCUUGGGCUUACGAUGGUGAUGGCUUCAGUUCACAAUAUCACGCAUCACAAUACUUUCUAGAUCGAGACCGAAAGCCGGUUUUCUAUGGUUACCCCGAGACACAAUAUCAGCCGUAUUGGAAUUACCGGGAACAACCUACACCCGCUGCAGCGGCCUACAUGAGCGCUAGUGAUGAACGACAUGCUGCUGCAGCUGCUGCCCGCCAAUCCGUCGAGGGCACUUCGCAGUCUAGUUAUGAAACGCCAACGUAUUCUUCACCAAGCGGGCUGCGUGGGUACCCAAGUGAAGCUUAUUCAAGUUCAGGUGGUACAGCUGGCAUUCCUGUUGGUACGGUUGGGCCUUGUACUCCCACUAAUGCCCUACAUGAAUGGACUGGACAAGUUUCAGUGCGAAAAAAGCGUAAGCCCUACUCCAAAUUUCAAACUCUUGAAUUGGAGAAGGAGUUCCUUUACAACGCUUACGUCUCCAAACAAAAACGUUGGGAGCUAGCAAGAAACUUAAAUCUUACUGAACGGCAGGUAAAAAUUUGGUUUCAAAAUCGUCGUAUGAAAAAUAAAAAGAAUUCACAACGUCAAGCCUCCCAACAGAAUAACAAUAACAGCGCCAAUAGUAAUCAUAACCAUGCGCAAGCGACGCAACAGCAUCACAAUACUCAUCAUAUGAAUUUGGGUUUGAGCAUGGGUCAUCAUACCGCUAAAAUGCAUCAGUGACCUUUGGACAACAGCAGUGCCAGCGCCAUGGGCUUCCCCACCUACUAGCAUUUGGUGAACAUAAAAACCGAAAUACAGCCAGAAUUUCUGUAAAUGACAAAUUCAACCUACAUAUUCAUAUACAUCAAAAUAUUGUCGUAAAUAAAUAACUUCAAUAUAUUUGUAGAAAGUUGCUUACUAUCUACACAUUUAUAAUUAUAGACAAUUAAAGUUCAGAAAUCUUAUUGUGGAUCAACAGUAAUCAAAGAGAUUGCCUGUUAAAACCUUAAUUGCAAAGAAAUUAUUGUAAUUAAAGUUCUUAUUUGUGUUCAUAUUAUUUUAUAUUUUUCUAUUUAACAUUACGCAAUGUUUGUUUAAAUUUCUGUGUAUUCAAACCUUUUUCCCAGUGUAAUUUCUGAUAAGGGAGUGUUGCAAUCCAUUGUUUAUUAUUUGAAGUUUUAAAUAACUUUUGUUUGGUUUAAACCGACAGUUUCAUUAUUUUGAUCAGUAAGAUGUUUUAUACGUUCAAGUACAAGAUAUUAGAGAUAAUAAGGAUAAAAUAUUGGUAAAUAAUGGUAAGCAAGCCCAGUAAUUUGAAUAAUUUACGAUAUAUCAUAGGCAAUAAAUUGUUUGCAGGUUGUUAGGCUGAUGUUCGCUUAUUGCAUGCAAAUAUUAGAGUAUGCAAUUUAUAAAGACAUGAUAGAGGCACUGCUACAGUCAAAGUAACGUUUGAGGUAGACUAUAAAUACUAAUAAAUAUAUUUAAACUUAAUCUACAUUUAAAAUAAUAAUUAAGUAAUUUAUAUGUAAUGUGGAAGUGUAGUGAAAUAGCUGGCUCUUAAAAAGGAUGUAUAAAAGUUUUGUCAAAUUCUCAUAAAAACCUAUUUAAUAUAUGUAUCUUAACAAAUAUAUGAUUAAACAACAAUUAAAUUUUAAGAGUAUAAAAAAAGAUUAAACUUUUUAGUGAAAGCACGUAUUGAGAAAAAUCAUUUAAUAUUUAUGAGAGUCAAAAAUAACAAUGUAAAACAAAAAUAAGCAUUAUCUAAGUGUGUAAUCUCGUAAAGUUAGAAUAUAAUGCGCACAUAAACACUCACGUAAUAUUUGCACAUA